Molecule: messenger RNA, 2060 nt
Organism: Drosophila virilis
Lineage: Eukaryota; Metazoa; Arthropoda; Insecta; Diptera; Drosophilidae
Biological process (GO): fatty-acyl-CoA biosynthetic process; long-chain fatty acid metabolic process
Molecular function (GO): long-chain fatty acid-CoA ligase activity
Source: RefSeq, a predicted model, not a curated record
UCCACAGUCGAGAUACACUUGUAUCUGUCGCAACGCUGUGAACAGAGUAUUGCGGGUCCGUUGCAUUCGACAGCAUUUUUCCUACUGGUUAUCUUAUCAAAGAGACAUUUAUAUAGCCGUUGACGCCGCAUUCCAUCUACACUACAUUCAAACAUUACCUAUCAUUAUUCAAAGUGUACAGAAUGCAAUCAGUUGCUAUACAUUAUUGGGAUAUCUCUCAUAGGAAUAGUUAUCAUUGUACUCUUUACUAUAUAUUGGACUAGAGCUUAUUGAUUAAAACAGGAAAGGUCUCUGAAAUUGCUAUUCAUACUGAGUGUGCUAUUUGAGCGAUAGGUGCACAGAAUGAAUACAGACAAGCAGCUCAGUUUGUAUUCAACUCUUGCCAGAAAUAGUCAGAAAAAUGGAAGAAAUUACCUACGAUCCGAUUAAACGCAUCUGGAGUGGAAAAAAGGCCAUGCCCAUGUACGACUUAGAUUGUUCAAUAGGCCGAAUAAUUCACAAUAAUCUCAAAAGUAAUCCCAAAAACAUUUGCCAGAUAUGCAUUGAGGAUGGGAAAACUGCGACAAGCCAGGAAAUAUUAAACUGGUCCGUGCGACUUGCACAGAACUUCAAGCAGCGGGGACUAAGUCACGAUGAUGUCAUUUGUAUUUCGGCGAAGAAUAGCACCUAUGUCACACCUGCUGCUGUGGCCUGCCUCUUCAACGCAACGCCUUUCCAUGCAGUUAAUCCCAUCUUGGAUAUCAAUACGCUAACACACUUGCUGACGAUAACCAAGCCCAAGUUAAUCUUCUGCGAUGCCGUCGACUAUGAGAAGCUAAAGACCGCGAGUGCUGCCUGGUCACCUGAACUGAUAACAGUCACAGGUAAAGUGGAGGGCGUGACGUAUAUAGAGGAGCUGCUCUCCCCAACAAAGACUGAGAUGUUCUAUCAACCACAACCCUUGAUUUUGGGCGGCGAUCAGACUGUGUUUAUCUUGUGUUCCUCCGGUACUACCGGCCUUCCCAAAGCUGUUUGCAUUGCAAACCAUACGUUUGAUUGUAGUAACAAUUUUGUAACCUGCGAAUCGGUCGCCUACUGUCCGUCUGGAUUGGACUGGGCCACCGGCAUUCUCUUCUUAUUAUGGAGCGUUGCGAAUGGCUGCACAAGAAUUUUAACGAACCGACCUUUCAGUGCCGAGUAUUUUCUGGAGCUGGUUGUUAAGUAUAAAAUCACUACAGUGAUUCUCGUACCGGUUUACAUUUCCGCACUAGUCGCAUGUCCCGAGGCCUCAGCUGAAAAACUAGCUAGUCUAAGGACUUUAGUCGUGGGUGGUGGGUGGAUACCAUCGGAGACACUUCAUAAGAUGCAGAGCCUGCUUAAAAACGGUGUUAUCAUCUUCACAUAUGGCUCUACAGAAAUCGGUGGAAUAGCAGGCGGCAUUUAUACGGAAAAGCUUGGCACGACAGUUGGCAAGCUAGCGCCUGGAAUCCAAGUGCGCAUAUUGGACGAGAACUGCAGUAAUCUGAGCCAUGGAGAAGUGGGAGAGGUGUGUGUGCACCGUGGCCGCAAAUGGAGCGGCUACUACGGUAACCCACUGGAAACCCAGCGCAUGCAGGACUCUCUGGGCUGGUUCCACUCGGGUGAUUUGGGCUACUUUGAUGAACACAAUAACCUGUAUAUCGUGGACCGCAAAAAGGAAAUCUUCAAAUGCCUGACGAUGCAUUACUGGCCCAAUGAGAUCGAGGCAGUCAUUGCUGAGCUACCCGAUGUCCAACAAGUUUGUGUGGCAGGCGUUUAUAUUGAGAAGUACGGCGAUGCACCUGCAGCUAUGGUCGUAAAACGACCUGGCAGCACCCUGAGUGCAGAUCAGAUUAAGGAGCAUGUGGCCAAGCGGUUGGUGGUCGAGUUUAAGCGAUUGUUUGGAGGCGUUUACUUCGCGGAUGAGUUGCCCCAGAAUGCCAACGGUAAGGUGCUCCGUCGAGUGGUCAAAGAGAAACUGACACAGGCUAAUUUGGAUCGUUAAAAUGGGUUUCGUUAAACUUUAAUUGUUUAAAUACAUUAAUAUCUUUUUCUAAUUACAA